UGGCGGACAGAGCUCGAGCUGUGAAAUCGCUCUCGGCAAGUUCGCGGAGUUGUGGCUCACUGUGGACCAUGGGCAUGAUGGUGAGACCCGUACUUAUUGUUUUAUGUGUUGGGAUAAUGACCCAUGUCGCUUUGGGGGACGAAGGACUAGAUUUAGACGAGAUAGAACGUGCUAAUGUUGCCGCAGGCAGUCGUGAUUGUUACGAUGCAAAAGGAAAACCCCAGCGAUGUAUGCCGGAAUUCGUAAACGCUGCUUACAAUUUAGAUGUGGAAGCUACCAACACGUGUGGUGUCACCCGCCCCAUAGAAUAUUGUCUUCAAACGGGUGCUACUCGAGUACGGAAAUCGUGUCACGAAUGUAACAAUGCGGACCCCAGACUCCGUCACCCACCCCACUUCAUGACUGACUUCAGCAACAACCAAAACUGGACAUGGUGGCAGUCAGAAACGAUGUUACAGGGCAUGCAGUACCCCAACGUGGUAAACCUGACUCUGGAUCUCAAAAAAGCCUACGAUAUCACCUAUGUGAGGCUGCGUUUCCACUCCCCACGUCCAGAGAGUUUUGCAAUUUACAAGCGUACCUCUAAGGACAGUGACUGGAUCCCAUACCAGUUUUAUAGUGCAUCCUGUCGCAGUACAUACAACCUACCACGCAAGGCUGUGAUCACGUAUGAGAAUGAGGACCAGGCCAUUUGUACCGAUUAUUACAGUGACAUUUCCCCCCUCACCAGGGCCAGUGUCCCUUUCAGUACAUUGGAGGGCAGGCCAGGUGCUUUUGAGUUCGAAGAAAGUCCAAAAUUGCAGGAAUGGGUAACAGCCUCAGACAUCAGGAUCGUGUUGACACGGAUGAACACCUUUGGAGAUGAAGUGUUUGGUGAUCCCCAGGUCCUCAAGUCCUACUUCUAUGCAAUCUCGGACUUAGCUGUUGGUGCCAGGUGUAAGUGUAAUGGCCAUGCCAGUGCCUGUAACAAGGUGGAAGUAGAUGGAGAUAUUCAGCUUGUCUGUGACUGUCACCACAAUACCACCGGUCCUAACUGUGACCAGUGUCUACCAACCCACAAUGAUCGACCCUGGGGAAGGGCCACUGAGCUAAAUGCACACGAAUGUCUCCGCUGUGACUGCAAUGGCAAGGCUGAUGGUUGUUACUUUGAUGCCGACUUGUUUGCCCGAACUGGGCAUGGUGGUUAUUGUAUUGACUGUCGUGACAAUACUGAUGGACCAAAGUGUGAGAGAUGUAAAGACAACCAUUACCGACGUCCAGAGGACAACAUGUGUACAGCCUGUAACUGUAACCCUGUAGGAUCUGAAGACCUCCAGUGUGACAGUAUUGGCCGGUGUCAGUGUAAGCCUGGGGUGACCGGUGAUAAGUGUGACCGCUGCGAGGUUGGACAUUAUGACUUUGGCCAGUAUGGCUGCAAGCCAUGUGGCUGUAACGUGGCAGGCAGCCUGGUUGUGGUGAACAACUUCCCUACCUGUAAUCCCCUGGACGGUAACUGUCAGUGUAAGGAACUGGUGGAGGGCCGCACCUGUGACAGGUGUAAAGUGGGAUAUUUUAACCUGAACACAGACAAUGAGUUUGGAUGUACUUCCUGUUUUUGUUACGGCCAUUCAGAGGGAUGUUCCAGUGCUGCAGGCUACUAUGCUAGGAGUAUCACAUCAGACUUUGAGACAGGCAGACAAAGGUGGACAGCAGGAGACCGUGCCAACAAUGUCAUAGAAACAUCUUACGAUGGCUUCCUACAGAAUAUUGGUGUAUCAUCUGAUGACGACCAGCCCAUCUACUUCCUCGCUCCUGCCCGUUAUCUUGGAGACCAUAGAUUCAGCUACAACCAAUACCUGACCUUUGACCUACGUAUUGGCCAGGACCGUCCACGACCUCUUGCUGUGGAUAUUGUACUAGAAGGAUCCGGCCAGCGAAUCUCCACCGCUAUCUACACACAGUCCAACCCUAUGCCUGGCCUUCAAAGCCAGACAUACACAUUCCGGCUCCAUCAACACCCUAACUACCAAUGGACCCCACGUCUCCAGCCUAGAGAUUUCAUUGCAAUCCUUGCCAACCUCACUGCCAUCAAAAUUCGUGCCACAUAUAGUGACGGAGGUGUUGGUUUCCUGGACAAUGUUCGUCUGGACACUGCCAGUCUGGGGUCGAACGGAGGGGAGUCAGCCCCCUGGGUGGAGCAGUGUACCUGUCCUGAGGGAUAUGUAGGCCAGUUCUGUGAGUCCUGUGCAGCUGGCUUCAUGAGAUCACCAGCAUAUGGAGGCCCCUUCUCCAGCUGUGUCCCCUGUCAAUGUAACAGCCACUCUGAGAGCUGUGCUCCAGACUCGGGCCGAUGUAGAUGUGAACACAACACAGAGGGACAGAACUGUGAGAUGUGUAUUAAAGGUUACUAUGGUAACCCUCGCCAGGGUACGCCCGACGACUGUCAGGUGUGUCCAUGUCCUAAUGGAGGAGCCUGUGAGCAGCUGCCCGGGGGAGAUGUUGUUUGUAUGGAGUGUGAAGACGGACAUGGAGGUAACCUGUGUGAUAUUUGUUUGGAUGGUUACUAUGGUGAUCCGGCUGGUUUGAAUGGCUUGGCACGCCCCUGUGAGAAGUGUUUCUGCAAUGAGAAUGUGGACACCAAUGCUGUGGGAAACUGUGAUAGGACGUCCGGAGAAUGUCUUAAGUGUAUCUAUAACACCGCUGGAUUUAGCUGUGAAAAGUGUCUGCCCAGUUACUACGGAGAUGCACUUGCUGAAGAGAAGGGUGAUUGUCAAGCCUGCAACUGUUACCCACCAGGCACUCUGAACACAGGGGGACUAUUGUGUGACCCCACCAAUGGACAGUGUCCCUGUCUGCCCCACGUUGUUGGACGCAAGUGUGAUGCCUGUGAGGCUGGCUUCUGGAACUUGGACAGUGGAGCAGGAUGUGAGGCUUGUGACUGUCUACCGAUGGGGUCCCUCAACAGUUCAUGUGAAGUGGGCGGAGGACAGUGUCAAUGUAAGCCUGGAGUGACAGGACGUCGCUGUGACCAGUGUAAACCAUUCUACUAUGGCUUCUCUGACGCUGGCUGUACAGCCUGUAACUGUGAUCCUGAGGGCUCUAUCAACCUGCAGUGUGACAAUGAUGGCAGAUGUUCCUGUCAGCCCAACAUUGAGGGUCAACACUGUGACCGCUGUAUGGAAAAUAAGUACAACCUUACAGCUGGCUGUUUAGAUUGCCCUGCCUGUUACACCUUGGUCCAAGACCGUGUCAACGCUCACCGUGGGAAACUUGCUGAUCUCAACAACCUUAUCAUCAACAUUGGCAACAACCCAAGUGCCUUCAAUGACACAGAGUUCCUUAGUUACAUGAAUCAGGUCAACGACUCCGUCAUCAUGCUGCUGGACGAGGCAAGGGGAGCAGUCAGUGACAAUGGGACUUUAGGACGCCAGUUGUCUGACCUUAAGAUGGCUGUUCAAGAUGUUCUGGCAAGGGCAGGAAUUAUCACAUCCAACAUCUACUCGGCCGAGCAGUCGUCUCAGGACAGUCAGCAGGACGUACAGCAAGCACAGGAUGCGAUCAGCCGUGCUGAACAAACCCUGCAGGCUGCAGAGACCUACAUAGAUAUGGAGGGUCGCAAGGCACUUCAGCAGGCACAGAAUGCCCUCAACCAGUUUGGUCAACAGUCUGCUCAGAUGACAGAAAUAGCCAACAAGGCUCGCAAUGAGUCUAUGAAACAAAAGGAAGAAGCAGAAAGGAUUGAAGGUAUUGCCAACAUGGCUCUCAACAUGUCCUACGAAGCCCGUCGUAUGGCUGAGGAAAUCCUGAGGCAGCCAGACCAGACAAAGGAUGAUAUUCAACGUCUCGCCCAGGAAUAUGAGGAGACAGACCGCCUGUACAACAGGACAAAACUGUUUGCUGACAAUGUAAAAGAGCGUGCCAAGGAAGCUUAUGAAGAAGCUCUGGAAUUGUAUGCUGAUGCAACUAAGAUCAAACUCCCCAACAUUGAUGUACCUACUCUCAUAGGCAACACCUCUCAGAUAAAGGCUGAGGCCAAUGACAUUAAGGAGGAGGCAGAACGUCUCAUCCAACAGAACAAACAGCUCCUCAUGGAUGUUGACAGUCAGAAAGUCGAGGCUAAUGGCCUUCUUGAGAGUGUGAUGGGUAAACAACAGAGAAUUGACAUACUGUUGGCAGAGGUGGACGCAGCUCGAGCCAUGGCCAGGGAGGCUGUAGACAAGGCAGAAAAGACACUUCAGGAGGCAAACAACACCUUACAGACACUACUUGCUUUUGAUAAAGAAGUACAGAACAGUAAGGGAGAGGCAGACGCAGCCCUACAGAAGAUCCCACAGAUAGAAAAUAUGAUCCAGGAGGCAGAAAAUAAAACUAAGGAGGCCAGUGAUGCCCUAACUGGGGCCGAGAAUGAUGCCAAUAUGGCGCUGGCGCUGGCUAGACAGGCACAGGACACUGCACAGAAUGCUUCACAGGCUGCCAGCAGGAUCCGUUCAGAGGCAGAUGUGACGAAGGUCCGCGCCAUGAAUCUCAAGGACGAGGCUGACCGUCUGGCUGGACAGGUGAAUACCACCGAUGUCAAACUGACCAACCUGGAGAAUCAGGCUGAUGAGGACUCUAGGCUUAUAGGAGAGGCAUUACAGAAGGCAGCUCAAGCAAAGAAUGAUGCAAAGAAUGUGUCGGAACAGGUGAUUGCAGCCCUGGAUACUGUAAAGAAUAUCUCCCUCCUCCUCGUACAACUAGAUGAUGUGGACAUUGCCAAACUUGAUGCCCUUCAGACUGCACUUGACAGUGCUGAGCAGGAGCUGAUUGAUGCUGACCUCGAUAAUCAAUACAUGAAACUAGAGAAAGCCAACGAUGAAAUCAAACGUCUGGUAGCCGAGCAUGAGAAUGAUUACAACAUGCUAAAGGAGGAUGUGGACAAUAUAGAACAAAUCAAACUCUCCUUGCCAGACGGCUGCUUCAAAAACAUUGACAUUGAGUCUGCACCUGGCCAGUAAUUACAGCAAAGAUAUUCAUAGGACAGAGGUUAGACUGGAGAGGUCAAUGGGUUAUGGGUCAAAUGUGAAAAGUUCAAAUGUAUGAUGGGGAAAAAAUCAAAUGUCAUGGAAUCAGUCAACAGUUAAAGAGAGAUUGUGGUUAGUGUUGUUGGGCUGAGCUCAUUACAAACCACCUCUGUAUAAGCCGGUGAUACUACCAAAUUAUCUGUUAGCAUUGCCUUGGCUCAGGGAAAUAUCCUCCAUGGUCGAGGAAAUAUAUCUGAGGAAUCACAUCCUCCUGGAGAGAUUUCCUCUGAACCAGGCUCUGUAAGGUCAUCAAUACUAACUACUCCAGGUAAAGAGCAAAUACUCCACAAAACUUACUCAUAAGUGACAUGUUAUUGUUAGAUCAUACGAGUAGUAAUAUGUGGAUCCUCUCUGUAAGUAUCCAGGUAUGAAAGCGUGUGAUACCUAGGGGAUCUGUAUCCACACGUCUGUAAGGGGUGUCAGGUUACCUGUGCCCAAGUGAGAAAGUGUGAGUGUUGGUGAGAAUGUCUGGAUCACACAAUGUUGAUGUAUCCCUGUCUUACCUGUCUGUUGUUGGACAUCAAACACAGCAACGAACAAGUGUAACUUAACCUACUAUGUAACAUUUCCGCAGUACUUAGAAUCUCUGGAUGACUUCAGUAAUAUUUAACUAUUAAAAUAUAUGGAAAUCCAUUUUAUGAACAUUUUGUAUGUUGAAUUUUUUAAAUCAAUAUGUUUCUUAAUCAAGGAUGUGAAAAUCUGCAAAACUAAUGAUUAUAAGUGAUCUGAAGUGUAACAUAUAUUUCAUCUGUAAUUUCUGUCAGACUUAGGUUGUCAUGUUUGCUUUCAUUUUCCUAGCAUUUAUUAUGAUUAGGUUGUGGCCAGCAGUGACUACAAUUUCCCAGUUACUGUAGGUUGUAAGCGAUACAUUUGUUGGCUGUGUGGAACCUCCUUGAUAUUACUGUUAUUUACUGCAUUUACAAUUAUCCUGUCAACUCAAAAAAAUAGUCAUGAUGGACAGUCUCAUUAACUGAAGGGUAGACAUGAACAGUCCGAUUAACUGUUAAGGGUAGACAGCAUUUUGUUUUCAUUUUAACAGUACAUGUACUCCAAAAUAUUUGGUGAAAAUCAAUUUAAACCAACUAUGUACAUGUACUGUAAGUUGUGAGCCUUCACAUGACUUUUUCUGUGUGGAAACUUGACUUAAUAUUUUGUGGUUCUGCCACAUUUCUGUUGUCCUAGUAUUUCAUAUGGUGCUAUAUAAAACAUGUGUACUUGUACACAAACUCAUAUCUCUAUCAUUUUUACAGGUUUGAUUGUGUGGACACUAUUUGUACAUUGUACAGGCGAUUUCUUACUGAUUAGUGAACUUUAUCUGUGCACAAACCAUGGUUGGAUGUCAGACCCUAUUUCUUACUGAUUAGUGAACUUUAUCUGUACACAAACCAUGGUUGUAUGUCAGACCCUAUUUCUUACUGAUUAGUGAACAUUAUCUGUACACAAACCAUGGUUGUAUGUCAGACCCUAUUUCUUACUGAUUAGUGAACAUUAUCUGUACACAAACCAUGGUUGUAUGUCAGACCCUAUUUCUUACUGAUUAGUGAACAUUAUCUGUACACAAACCAUGGUUGGAUGUCAGACCCUAUUUCUUUAAUUUUUUUUAAAUUACGGUGAUAUCAAAUUACAUAAUUUUUAUUCAAAUUAUACCAAAGAAAAUUGUCAUGUUGACAAAUUUUAUAUAAAUAUAUUUAUCGUAAUAUUAGAUUUUUAGAAGUUUGUAUUAGAACUAUGAUAUGUGUGAUAUUUUGUAUUUUAAUCCUGAACAAAUAUACAGUUGUAUUUUAUCAUGAACAUGUCUUGUUUUGUUCAGUGUAAAGGUGAUGUGGUAAUUUAAUUCUGUGUAAAGAACAGGACAUGGCUUAAUCCAUCUAUAACACAGUUGUGUAUUGGAGGGUAAGCUUUCACAAUAUAGGGCAUCUAUGUGGACUGUCUCGCCCUGAUGUAAACCUCAGUAUACAAAUGUACCUAGUGUCUGUAGAGUGGACUGUCUUGUCCUCAUGUAAACUUAAGUAGUGUCUGUAGAUACCUAAAAAAUCACCACCGGUUAUCAUGAUAUGAUAGAAAAGAAAAGUAAUAAAUAUUUGUCAUUUAGAGUGAUUUUUGUCAGUUUUACCUUAAUAUGCAUAAUUGAUUUUUAGAAAAUGAAUGAUUGUUGUUCAUGUCUGUUAUCAUCAUUGAUUGAUGUUUGUAGAAAAUGGAUAAUAAAUGAUUCUUGUGUUUUUAUUGGGAGUGCAUGUUCAUGUACUUUAGCUUUCUGUUUCUUAGAUGUUAGUAAAAUGUCAUUAAGAAUAUUCGAAUCAAAGGUAUCUUUUUGACAUUUUAUUUGUGCCAAAUAUUUAAGCCAUAUUAUAAGGUAAUUCUGCUAGCUGAGAUGCACCUACAUUUUACUGAAACUUUAAAUGUAACUAUUAGUUUUGCAAAAUAAAAUCUUUAUCUUUCGAA
This is a messenger RNA of Pecten maximus, 7481 nucleotides long. Its product is annotated as laminin subunit gamma-1-like. The transcript is spliced from 27 exons. NCBI's taxonomy places the organism in Eukaryota, Metazoa, Mollusca, Bivalvia, Pectinida, Pectinidae. The record is from RefSeq and is a predicted model, not a curated record. The coding region runs from base 69 to 4973 and encodes 1634 amino acids.